Messenger RNA from Pecten maximus, 3443 nucleotides. Its product is annotated as amino acid transporter AVT1A-like. The coding region runs from base 1869 to 3170 and encodes 433 amino acids. The record is from RefSeq and is a predicted model, not a curated record. Gene Ontology annotation, cellular component: vacuolar membrane. Lineage: Eukaryota; Metazoa; Mollusca; Bivalvia; Pectinida; Pectinidae. The transcript has 8 exons. Gene Ontology annotation, biological process: amino acid transmembrane transport; L-alanine transport. Gene Ontology annotation, molecular function: L-alanine transmembrane transporter activity; L-proline transmembrane transporter activity.
GGCGGAGGCUAAUAGAACAGCCAUUUAAGUUCAUGAUUUCAAACAAGUUAUUAAAUGUUGGAACGGUCUUAGCUGCAGGUGUUAUAUAUGUCGGAACUAAAUUAGCACAAUUCGCAUUUUCCGUUUCAUUAUCCUGUUAUAGUGCUUACCGUUUCCCGUGUGUUGUUACUGGUUUCUAGUUUAAGACUGUGCCUGGCCAAAGGCUAGUUCAUGUUAUUAAACCUCUUACACACAACUGAAAGGUUCUGCUGGUAGGGACUAGUCCAACAGCAUUUCAUGCUUAUAUAAACUGUUAAUGUGGGCGUUUAUUUUUGCGAUUUUGACAGGUAAAGUAUACGUGUACGGGUCAUUUCUGUGAUCGCUGUAUCUUUUCUUUUGCACUUGCUCCUUAAUACCACUUCUAUCACAAAACAAUACCUAACUUGAUAUCCUAAAAGAUACUUGAUUUGAUAACCAAUACAAGACAUGACCUGAUAUCAAACAAAAAACCUGGCCUGCUAUCAAAUAAAAGACCUGACUUGAUAUCCAAUAAAAGAACUGAUUUGAAAUCAAACAAAAGUCUUGACUUUAUAUCCAACAAACAACUUGUUGAUGUCCAAUGAAAUAUUUGACUUGAUAUCCAUUAAAAUACCUGACUUGAUAUCCGACAAAGACCUGACUUGAUAUCAAAACACCUACUUAAUAUCAAAUAAUAAAAAUGACUUGAUAUCCUAAACAAACCUUUUGAAAUAUCAAUUAUUUUAGUAUUUAGCCUUCAGCAAAGUCGAUGGAAGUAUGUUUUACUUUGCCUUAAAACGUUACUCUUUCUAGUUCCAAACUAAGGAAAAACCCUGAAAGUGAUAUGCUAUCAUUAAUCAUGUAACACAUUCCGCAAAUAUUCGGCUACAUAGCAAUCCUUAGGCAGAGAUCCUAACUAUAAGUCACAUCUACUAUGUAAAGUCCGCCACCCUUAUUUUCACAACCAUGCACAUUUAUUAUAAGUCCCUCUCUUUGAAAGAAAACGAUUUUGAUGUAUAAUAUGCUACCAUCUGUAUGCAUCUGAGCGGAACGACAGAUAAGCUAUACUCCUCGACAAAAAAGCACUUUCUUUUUCAUCACAUAAAUGCAGUGUUGAUUUAGGAAAUUUUAUAAUUUUCUUUAGCUGUUUUAUCUGAACAGAUACUAGAAGCUCAUUGAUUCACCGAGAAUUACAUCUUACUGAUAAACAUAGCAUAUAGCUAUGCAUUUUAUUCUGCAACGCAACACAUUUAUAACAUUUACAUAUAACAUGUCCUCAAACUACCAAUAUGCCUACGGAAUCACUACUCAUUCAAUUAUUUCACAAUAUAUAUGAAAAUUAAAUGCACACGUUUAUCAUUGCAAGUGUUGCUUUUUCAUCAUUGGACCAGUGUAUCAUGUACGUGUUGUUUUUAUUGUAAUGUGAAUGUGUAUACAAUGUACUUGGACCCACUUAUUACACGGAAAUACACUCAACUGUAACGGUUGACCUAUAUUGUGGCUGGUGUCACAAAAUUGGUAUAGGGAAUCCCUAUCUAAAAUUAGUAACACUAUUGCGUUUGUUAGUAACCUUUUUCACGUUUACUUUCAUUAUUUGUUUUUUAAAUUGACCUAUUUGUGGCCCAGUCGAUGUCCUCCUUAUCAUUAUUGAACUGUGUCAUUUAUCGUCUCUCUGUCAUGAGCAGGUUUGGAUCGUCUAGUCCUAUUUUGACGUUCAUCGUUACUGCAUUGUACAAUGGCACUGUUUGUAUUGACCGUAUAACAUGAGGACAUUUUCCAUUGUGUGCUAUUUACAACGAUGGAAAACUGGCAAAAACCCGGAUACAUGAAUUCUGACUAAUUGCUUUAGAAGUAUUUCAUUUCUACCUAAAAUGUCAACUGAAUUAUUGAUUCCAAAAGAGAAGGGGUUAUCAAUCCCGUCAACUGCCGUCUUUAUUGCCGGGGAGAUCGCAGGUACUGGAAUACUGGCUCUACCCAAGGCUGUGGACGACAUGGGAUGGACGGGGCUAAUAUUGAUUGUAAUCUUUGCGGUCGUUUCGGCAUACACGGGGAUCGUAUUAGGCGACGCGUGGACCAUGGCGUCCGACAUGUUUGAUGACUGUAAAGGACAUGUACAGAAUCCUUACCAACUACUCGGACAGAAAACAUACGGUAAAAUUGGCAGAUAUACAGUAUCAAUAUGCCUCCACACCACCAUGUUUGGGGGAGCCGUCGUGUUUCUCCUCCUGGCCGCCGACAACAUGGAGACAUUAGUACAGGCCCUGGGACACGACUUGUCCUUCUGUUUCUGGCUAUUGAUAAUCGCCGGAUUCCUGGUUCCUUUUACCUGGUUCGGAACGCCAAAAGAUUUCUGGCUGAUUGCAUACGGAGCCACAGUAGCUACUGCUUUAGCUGCGGUCAUCAUAGUGGUCAGUAUUGGUCUGGAUGCGCCGGGACAGCCAAUAGUUCACCAUCAAAACGCUGAUUUUCAGAAGAUUGCAUUAGCACUAGGGACGAUAGUAUUUGCUCUCGGAGGUCAUCCCGCAUUCCCUACUUUUCAAAUGGACAUGAGGAAACAGAGAGAUUUUAAAAUGGCUGUCAGUUACGGAUUUAUCAUUGUGACCGUUAUGUACCUGCCCGUUACCUGUGCCGGGUACUUUGUGUACGGACAAUCCUUGGAGGCCAAUAUCUUAAACAAUCUACCGUCAGGAGUACUGUCCUACGUUGUUUUGGUGCUCGUCACUAUUCAUCUGUUGUUAGCCAUUAUCAUUGUCCUUAGUCCAGUAAUACAGGAGGUCGAAAUGCUUCUUCAUAUACCAAAAGUUUUCACCUGGAAAAGAUGUGUAUCAAGGUUCCUGGUUGUCGCCAGUGUUUUAUUUGUAGCUGAAACUCUACCAGAAUUUAACUCACUUUUGUCACUGAUCGGAGGGUCAUCAUUGACAUUGUUAGAUUUCAUAUGUCCUAUUAUGUUCCAUAUGAAAAUGUGCAAAAUGAGUUUGGAAUCUGAUCGUCGAGACGUCAACAAUCGAAGCAUCGUUCACAUACCUCUGUGGAGGAAGGUGCUGAACUACGAGAUCCUGGCUAUAGGUGUUUUGGCUGGACUUGCAGCCUCCGUAUCCGCUGUCAUCAACAUCGUCAGUCCAGACUCAUUCUCCAUGCCCUGCUACGUCAAUAUUAACAGGACAGCAACGUAAUGCUCCUCUAGACAACACUGACAAGUUCGAUUGUCAUUUCAUAUGAAACACAUUAGAUCCAUUGUCCGACUUCUUGAUGGGAUGGAAAUAAGAUACCCCAAUUUGUAUAUACACCUUUGUGAUCAGUAUCUAAUCGCCGCAGAGUUUUCCGGAAAGACCUGUUACAGUAAAAACCUGAAAACAGUUAUUCGAAUCCCUUAAUGGCGCAAAGGUUUCCAGAAUCGGAUGUUAUUGCAAACUAGAGCAUGGUCUAUUUAGAGAAUAAAAAAAAAA